CUCUUUUUUUUUUUUUCAUCUUCUUUAUUGACAGAAAUAUUAAAUAUGGGUGAAUCAAGAACUGAACUUUUAGCUUGGUUAAACGAUCUUUUGCAAAUCAACUACAAUAAAGUGGAACAAGCCGGCACAGGUUCUGCUUAUUGUCAAAUCAUGGAUUCCAUCUAUGGUGAUGUCGCGAUGAACAAGGUCAAGUUUGAUACACGACAAGAAUAUGAAUUUGUAGGGAAUUAUAAGGUGCUUCAAAAUACAUUUGAUAAGCACAAAAUUGACAAGAUCAUCCCAGUAGAUAAGUUGAUGAAAUGUAGGUUCCAAGAUAAUCUUGAAUUUAUGCAAUGGGUGAAAAGAUUUUGGGAUCAAAACUUCCCUGGAGGUGCUUAUAAUGCAGUUGCUCGUCGUAAAGGUGGACCUAAUCUUGGUGGUGCUUCAAGGAAUACUGCUACUGCUGGACGUGGAUCAUCAGCUUCAAGAACUACUACUGGUACUCGUGGAUCAUCUGCUACUGUUGGUACUUCAGGACGUAGUGCUAGUCGUGCAGCUGCUUCAGGAAGAACUUCUGCUGGUGUUGAUAAUCGAUCGGCUUCUGUUAUCAUGGAAUUGAACAAGCAAAUUGCUGAACUCAAGUUAACUGUGGAUGGAUUGGAAAAAGAACGUGAUUUCUAUUUCAAUAAAUUGCGUGAAAUUGAAAUUCUGGUGCAAGAUCAAGUCGAUGCUGCUGAUGCUGAACAAGUGGAAGAUCAAGAAGUCGUGGUACUCAAGGAAAUUCAAACUAUUUUGUAUAGUACAGAGGAUGGAUUCGAAGUACCUCCUGAAAAUGAAUUGGAAGAACAUGAAAUUUAUGAUGAAGACGAAACUUUUUAAAUCCAACAAUACCAACUACAUUCCCUUUUGUUACCUUUAUUAUCUUUUAUCUUUAUUAUUAUUAUCUUUUUUACGAUUUUAGUUUUCUUCUUUUUUUUCAUAUAUAUAUUUAUCUUUUUGGAUUCCCCUCUUCUUGUUUCUCUUCUACAAAACUUGCUUUAACUCAAUCAUCAUUUUUACUUUAUGUGAUAUCAUUGGAUCCUUUGUUGACUUAGAUAAUGGUCUUUUUUUUAUACUUUU
Molecule: messenger RNA, 1098 nt
Organism: Halteromyces radiatus
Lineage: Eukaryota; Fungi; Mucoromycota; Mucoromycetes; Mucorales; Cunninghamellaceae
Product: microtubule binding protein
Exons: 6
Coding region: 46-858 (270 amino acids)
Biological process (GO): protein localization to microtubule plus-end; regulation of microtubule polymerization or depolymerization; spindle assembly
Cellular component (GO): spindle midzone; cytoplasmic microtubule; microtubule organizing center
Molecular function (GO): microtubule plus-end binding
Source: RefSeq, a predicted model, not a curated record